AUGGCUCUAACACUGUCCAGCUCUGAUCUAGGAGACAAAAGCUGGCACGAAAUCUUCGAAGCCAUAUUCAGGUUUGUCAUUGACGACAAAGCAUCCUUCUAUGGGGCCAAGAAGCCAACCGCGAAAUCAACCUCCAAGACCAAGGCGAAACAACAGCCACAAUCCAAGGCAAAGCAAAAAGAUCCUGCUGUUUUGGUGCGGUGGUCGAAAUGCGCAGCCGCAGUCAGGCUGGCGGCCAUUCGGGGAGCCUCCAAGAUAGGACGGAAGACGGUGCUUGCCAUUGUGGACCACAUCACCCAAGUCUUGCGUGGCCCUGAUGACAACUUCAUAGAGCCGUUAUUGCGGGAUUAUGUCAAAACCUUGACGGAGAUUGUGUCCCGCCAGGCUCAUGCUGAGGUCUUGGCCAGGAAGAAUGCCGAACCGUGGCAGGUUUGCGUCAACUUCUUUCUCGAUGUUGCUUACCAUGUUCUCCCCAGCGAAGAAGAUACAGCUACGUUGCCUCACCUCACGAGAGCGUCUCCUGCGCCGACUGCCUCUUCUUCCCGAUCCCUGCCCAGGUCAAACUCGUCUCUGCAAGCACAGCUCCAUAACGGACGGAGUGAUGGUGGGCCUCUGAAGGAUGCGCUUGAAGGACUAUAUCACUUGGUAUCAGCAGCAAAUGCCCCUCUCCUCCGGGGAACAAAGGACAUUACCGAUCUCGCUCUCAGGAUCCUUGGUACGAGGCAUCUCAACCUGGGGUCCACGCAGACGCUGUGCUUUUCCAUUAUUAAUGUCGUCUUUCGAGCUACCGAAGCAGACAGCUUGGGCGAUGCAGUCGCCUUGGCCAAAGCUACACUACCACAUAUGGGAUACUGGUGGCGCGCUGAAAAGGUCUCUCAGGAUGAACUCAUCAAGGCUCUGAGGAACGAGAUUUCAAGGAGCAUAUUUCUCAUGCAUCUGCAUCUGGAGCAUCUCGCAAUCAAUCUUUGGGACGUCAACGUACGCGAAGACUUGGGAAAUCUCGUUGAGCCUCUAUGGCACGAGUACUCUAAGAGAAGCGAGGCAUUCCGCCUGCAACUCACUGACCUGACCUUGACCUCGUCAGCUUCGCAUGGGCACGUCAUGCAGCUUGGCUUGUUUGGACUCCGCCCUCACAAUGCCGAAGGGGAGGGCCACUGGGCCGUCCUUCAAAACCUUGCUUUUUUGGAGGCCGUGCUGUUGCGUCCUAGAAACGAGACCGCGGAUACGGAUGCUGAGAAUGGUGAGCAACCAAGGAAAAGGCGCCGGAUUCACCAAGAUCCGAACCCCAUCAGGGUCAAGCUCAAAUCGAAACACGAGGGAACUGUCCGGACUGCAUUGCAACUGGUGCCGUUCAUGCUCGCAACCAGUACACUGAGCCAUGGUGAGGUCGGUGAACUUCUAGCGGACCUUGUCAGCUUUGCUGGAGACAACGACGCAAUCACAGCGUCUUGGGCCCUGAUUGCCUGCUCUAGAUAUAAAUGGGCCUGGCACCUUGUGCGAUACGUCCCUCGCGUUCAUGCUGCCCAGCACCAGUCAGAGCACAUCAAGCCACAUCAUAAGAUGGGUCUUCUCGCGGUGGAAUCCGAUCCCAUUGACCUCGUCAACAUUUUGCGACUAUGCUUCGGAGCCCGCCCACUUCCUUCGACCCGUCAUGACACUGCAUUUGGCGGUUCCUUGAGCGAGUCGUGGAUAUCGCAGAGAGAAAUUGGAGAUUUCAACGAGUAUCUUCUUCUGCUAGGACGUGAGACCAGUGCUAUCAUACCCAACGAGUGCUGCUUUUCGUCAGCUAAAGAAGCCCCUCCUCUCGCGGCAGAUGCGGCAAGCUUUCACACUCUGAAGAAGCUCGUUUUAGAGCUGCUCUAUCCCAGACUCGAAGAGCUGAAAGAAGUGUGUAUGUCGUGGACCAAGAAAGCCAACAAUGGGGGGACCCAGAUCACGUUUGAUCGCUUUCAAAGCCUCAUGUCUGCAUGCAUUGCGGGAGCAUUGCUGGUACCUUAUCUGGGCGAUCUGAACUCGUCUCAAUCUGCUUCCCUAGAAGCGCUUCUGUUGGAACUGGCUGAGGAUGGCUUCUCAGCCGCCUUGGAUUCCGUCGAGCCUGCAGCGUUCGUCGACUUGACAUUGAAAGAGCUGCGGACUUGCAUACCUGACAUCAGCACGACGACUCUGAGCCGAAUGUAUGCAGAGAAUUCUGCUAUUCUCAGUCUUCUCUCCAAGCUCUCCGAACGCAUAGAGCAGCGGCAGUCAAGUCAGCGCUCAGGUGGCCAAGCAGACACUAUGGAUAUCGACGACGACUUCGACUCCUACAGCAGCCAAGCUAUGUUUACUUCCAGCGUCAACUUCCUUCUCCCGAGACAAAAUGUGCAACUCUGCUCAAAUCCUCAAGUAUUCCACAUCGAUACGAGGUUACGGUUGGUGCUUCUGACACUCAUUCAUCACGACAAAAGCCAGCUUGGUCUAUUGCCAACUUCCUAUGUCCAUCAUCUCUUAGCACUGCCCGAUGACGAGCUGCUCGCAUGCCAAAGUCUCCUAAUGGAGAUUGUCCGAUCAGAUCUUCUUGUGGACGGAGAAGCAGCUUUGGCUAUCGUCGAGAGACUCGGAAAGAUAGUCGGCACCCCGGAAUAUCAGUACUGUGAAAUUGCCCAAACCACUUGCAUCGAGGUGGUUGACGGCUUGAGCAACAUCUGGCUUCAAGAUGAACGAAGCCUGGCGGAUAUGGUGGGCGACUUGUAUGAUCAUUUCGUAAAGAUGUCACUCGCCCGCUUGCUAUUCACUUUGUUGAGGGUCAGUCCCAGAUACGGAAGUGAGCUCGGGCUUGAUUCAUGCCGAACCUCGCUGCUCUUAAUCCUCAAGAACGCGCCAAUGAAGGUCAAAUGCUUCAUCGCGGAGAGAGUGGCUGAUAUCUUCGAGCUCUUCAUCCUGAUGCUGCACGAUGAGGUUUUCCUGGAUGUUCUGGAUAGCCUCCCGACUGAUCGGGACAACCAAGCAGGCAUUGCCUUUCGCCUGCUGGUGUUGGCCAAGAUUGCUUGCAGCUGGCCUACUCUCCUCAGGAGGUGCACCUAUCACAUUUUUGAGAUACCAGGCACGAUUCCUGAAACAUCCGACUACGCAAAGAGAUGUUUAGCGGACAUUGCUGUUGUUCUCGAUCUCAAGAGUCCAGCAGAGAUCUUUCAGUUAUUCUCUCGCCAGCUUCUAUAUACCUGGCUCGAAAGCAACACAGUGGAAAGCAUUCCGUAUGCCAUCUUCGGAUACGCCCGCCUCGGGGAUCUGCUGAAGUCUGCACAGGCCGAGGCCAUCGGCCUUGCAACAAUGCGAGGGCAGGACUCUGCGAGUGCAGACAUUGCUCGCCUGAUUGGCAUCUCGGAGUCGCAGCUUAUCCAGCAAAACUUUUCAACCGCGCUAUCAUAUAGUCUCCUAUACGCAGCCGCAUUAGGAGGUCAAGCAAAGGCAAGAGGGGAAGAGCGCAUCAGAAGCAAGCUGGGCCCCAAGCCAUAUAUCGAGUCGGUAUAUAUUCAUUUCGUCGACAUCGUUGCCCUCUUCUUCGAUCUUAUCGAUCAAGAAGACUCUAUUGACAUGCUCUUUAUGAAAAAUCCGCACUUCCAAUACGCAGGCGAAAACCUACAAGCUAUCAAGGCUAUUGCCCACUCACCAGUUACUCUUCCGCCGAAUCAGCAGCCCGAGUUCAAAGCAAAGCAUGUCUUCAAAGAACUUGUGCGCCUUUGCCAGGGCACCGAGUUCCAGUUUCACGAACUUUGGACACCAGCGGUAGUCGUUUCCAUCGCUCGGAAGCUGUUCAACACAGUACAUCCGGCCCUCGGCUCUCUUCACGCCUGUUCCGUCCUUCGCAAGGUAAGGAUAUUGAUCUGCUUGGCCGGACAGGUUGCCUUGGAAUCAUACUGCUUGGAAAUGCUAUUGAGCUCUGUUCGGAGCUUCCUUGUGGACUCCGAAUGCGCUGACGAUGCGCUCGGGCUAAGCCAAUACCUGCUAUCGCGAGGGAAAGCAUACUUGGCCCAGGUCCCAUCGUUCCUCGCCGGCUACUCUCUUUCGGCAUUGGCGUCAUUGAGGGUUUUCCUCGAGUCCAGUCAGUCGAGUACCACUCAAGAGAGCCAGUUCAAGGCUACCAUGAGCAAGGCGCAAAAGUUCCACGAAUGGUUCAGCCGGUAUCUGUCAGAAUACACUUCCCCCAGGUUUGAAAGCCAGGAGCAGAAUGACUUGUUCAAAUCCAUCACUACGUCGGCAGCUCAUAUAAGGUCUUCCGGCAAUGCGGAGAAGAAUACCUCGGAAAGUAAGCUGCUGCUCGAUAUCCUGAACGACGAGAUAGCAGUAAGGCAGCUUCUCAACGAGUCUUCACGCCAGCUGGCCCUCGGCCUUCUCUGCGGCGAUUUCACGAUCCCGUCACACAGCAGAAACGAUGUUGUGGAAAGCGACGAGCAUGCCGUCGCGCAUGUCUCAGCGGUAUGGAAGAGCUGUGGAGCUCAGAAUCUCAGCGACAAUUAUCUGUCUUGGGCAGGACGAGUCGUCGGCCGUUCGUUUCUGGCCUCUGGUACCAUCCCCGAAGAUAUCAUGCGGGAAUCGCGUCUCGAGCAGUAUGAAAAGAUUGCUCCAGGGCCGCAUGGGUCUGAAAUGGGACUCCUCAAUCUCCUCCAGGGCCUUACGAUGAAUCCCGAUUCCGUCACAGCUGGAUUAGCUGAAGCGGCGUUGCGAACUGCAAUAUCGCGAGCUGUUGUAGAAGACGACGCACCACUCGUCACGGCCGGCCAGCAAAGCCUGUCCGAGUCGCUCUUCGAUGCAUCUCAAUGGGGCUCCUAUCGCACUCCGCCUUCGGAAACUGCGCCUACUGGGCUGCCAGAGGAUGAACAAUUCUCGUGGGCUGAAGAUGUCACCUCACAGAGCUGGCUGCCUCGGCUGAGCGCAUUCCUUGCUCAGUCGCAGCAGCAGGUUAUCAAGAAGUCCUUGUCCGGAGCUAUGAAGGAGUGGCUCGCUUCAACCGACCAAACGGCCAAGGAGAACAUCAAACUCCUGAUCAAUUCGGUCCUUUACCUUAGAACCCAAGAGUACCCCAAAGAGACGUCAAUCGUAGAUCGGCUGCAUUGGCUGGAUAUCGACUACACCAUGGCGGCGUCGUCCGCAACUCAUUGCGGCAUGCACAAGACGGCUCUGCUCUUUGCUGAAAUUGCCGCUUCUGAGGCAACCCGUGCAUCUCGUAGAUCGUCCGCGAUAAAAGAAGCGGACCUGAACGAGACCCUCUUGGCAAUCUUUGAGAACAUUGACGAUCCAGACGCAUACUAUGGCUUACCCGAGGAGGCAAACCUAUCAAAUAUCCUGUCUCGCUUGGAAUACGAACAGGAAGGGACAAAGAAUCUCGCAUUCCGAGGCGCUCAGUACGACAGCCACAUCCGUCUACGGCAGAAUACAUCAGACUCGGACGCCCAUGCUUUGGUCAAGGCCCUGGGCGCCCUUGGGUUUGCCGGGCUGUCACAUUCUCUGAUGCAGACCCAGCAGAAUCUUGGCUCGACUCCGUCUUCCAUUGAAAGCACGUAUCAUACCGCCAGGAGACUCGAGAUCUGGAACCUUCCCGUGCCAGCCACAAGCGAUCAUUUCGCUGUUGUGGCAUAUAAAGCGUACCAGACCAUGCAUCAGGCUACGAAUCUCUCGGCCAUCAGGACAGCUAUAUACGAUGGCUUUGCUCGCACGAUGAAGAACCUGGUCGGCAACAACCGCAACGCAAUGGCGCUCAGAAGUCGACUGGGAGCUUUGGCGGCGCUCUCUGAGCUGGACGAGAUUUUGAGCAUUGUGGACGCGACAGAGCUGGAAGGCUUGAUGAGUCGGUUCCAGGAACGCAGUCAAUGGAUGAAGAGUGGACUAUAUGACGACGUCAGCCAGAUUUUGUCGUGCCGGGGGACGGCAAUGAGCAUUGCCUCCCUAUCUGUGGCGGGGAUACGGCAGACGGAGAUCAAAUCAAUGCUCUUGGCAUCCGGCAUAUAUCGUUACCACCAGGCUACGCAAGAAUCGCUAAACAUUUCGACGGCUCUGAGUGACCUCAUCAAGCCAUGCGAAGACUUGGGUGUUCACGUCGAUGCCGCCAUCAAGAUCGAGGUCGCAAAUUCCUUAUGGGAUCACGGAGAGAUGAGCUCGUCGAUUAAGAUGCUUCAGGGCAUUGACAAUGGCACGGCUCUCAAGAGACAGACAAUACCGGUGAGCCGGUCCGAUCUUCUGUCCAAGAUUGGCCACAGGAUGUCUGUCGCGCGUCUGGAGAAGCCCCGAGACAUACAGAAGAAGUAUCUGGAGCCGGCACUCAAAGAGCUCAGGGGCGGCGUCGAAGCAAAGGAGGCAGGCUUGGUGUUCCACCAAUUUGCCGUCUUCUGCGACGAGCAGCUCCAGGAUCCAGACAGCUUGGAGGAUCUCAAGCGUUUGCAGAACUUGAAAAAGGGCAAGAAUGACGAAGUCGAGGAGCUCAAGUCGCUCAUCUCGUCAACCAGAGACUCGCAGCUCAAGGCCAAAUACUCGCAUGUUCUCGCGAAAGAAAAGCAGUGGCUCGAUCUCGACGAGCAAGAGCUACGGCGUGUCGAAAUGACUCGCAGCGAGUUUGUUCGUCUGAGUCUCGAAAACUAUCUGCUGUCCCUGGCGUCUUCAGACGAGCAUAACAACGACGCCUUGCGAUUCACAGCGCUGUGGCUCGAGAGGUCGGACGACGACGCGACGAACAAUGCAGUGACGCGGCAUCUCUCGAAAGUGCCCACGGCCAAGUUUGCAGGCCUCAUGAGCCAGCUGACCUCGCGACUGCAGAACCAAGAUACGCCGUUCCAGGAGCUGCUCUCGAAUCUUGUGUACAACAUCUGCGUGGAUCAUCCUUACCACGGCAUGUAUCACAUCUGGUCUGGCACCAAGGCGAGAGUGCAGCAAAAGGACGAGGUUGCCGUCCUUCGAGUCAGGGCCAACGACAAGAUCGCGCAGAAGCUUGCGAGCACCGACGCCGUUGCCGACAUAUGGGUCGCCAUUGAGAAAACGAGCAAACACUAUCAUCUCCUCGCUUCGGAGAGGGACCAGGCAAAGUACAAGUCGGGCGCAAAGGUUGCCCUGAAAGACUCCCCGGCGGCCAGGAACCUGAUGCACCAACUGGCCAAGUUCCGCAUACCGCCCCCGACGAUGCAUAUCGAAGUCAGCGCCAACAAGGACUACUCGGGAGUUCCGUUGAUCUCGAGGCUCGAACCGACCAUGAGCAUUGCCUCGGGCGUCAGCGCGCCCAAAAUCAUCACGGCGAUUGGGACAGACGGCGCAAAGUACAAGCAGCUGGUCAAGGGUGGCCAAGACGACCUCCGUCAAGACGCCAUCAUGGAGCAAGUCUUUGCAGCGGUUUCCUCUCUCCUGAAGCUUCACAGGGCUACUCGGCAGAGGAACCUGGGCAUUCGAACAUACAAGGUGCUUCCCCUGACAGCUUCGUCUGGACUGAUUGAGUUCGUCCGCGACACAAUCCCUCUGCAUGAAUUUCUCAUGCCAGCACAUGAACGGUACCACCCUCGCGAUCUCAAGGGAACGCAGUGCCGGAAGGAGAUAUUCAGCGUCCAAAACAGGCCGGUGGAUCAGCGCAUCAGCACAUACCGAAAGGUCACGGAGCGGUUCCAGCCCGUCAUGCGGUACUUUUUCAUGGAGUACUUCGUCGACCCCGACGAGUGGUUCGUGAAGCGGCUCGCAUACACGCGAAGCACCGCGGCCAUAUCGAUGCUCGGCCACGUCCUCGGCCUGGGCGACCGCCACGGACACAACAUCCUCCUGGACACCAAGACGGGCGAGGUCGUCCACAUUGAUCUCGGAAUCGCCUUUGAGACGGGCAGGAUCCUGCCCGUGCCGGAACUCGUGCCGUUCCGCCUGACCAGAGACAUCGUCGACGGCAUGGGCAUCACCAAGACGGAGGGCGUGUUCCGCCGCUGCUGCGAGAUGACGCUCGACGCCCUCCGCGAGGAACAGUACUCCAUCAUGACCAUCCUCGACGUCCUGCGGUACGAUCCCCUCUACAGCUGGUCCGUCUCCCCCGUGCGCCUGGCCAAGCUCCAAAAGGCGCGCCAGGACGACGACGCAGCCAUGGACGACGCGGCGGACCAGGCCGACGUGGACACCAAGAAGGGCAAGAAGGCCGGCGGUGGUGGUCACCUGAACGAGCCGUCGGAGGGAGACCGCGCGCUCGAGGUGGUGCGGAAGAAGCUGUCCAAGACGUUGAGCGUGACGGCGACGGUGAAUGAUUUGAUCAACCAGGCUACGGACGAGCGGAAUCUUGCAGUGUUGUAUUCUGGGUGGGCGGCAUAUGCAUGAAGAACAU
Molecule: messenger RNA, 8311 nt
Organism: Trichoderma citrinoviride
Lineage: Eukaryota; Fungi; Ascomycota; Sordariomycetes; Hypocreales; Hypocreaceae
Exons: 9
Coding region: 1-8304 (2767 amino acids)
Biological process (GO): DNA repair
Molecular function (GO): protein serine/threonine kinase activity; protein binding
Source: RefSeq, a predicted model, not a curated record